This is a messenger RNA of Strongylocentrotus purpuratus (purple sea urchin), 1425 nucleotides long. RefSeq lists its product as uncharacterized. Lineage: Eukaryota; Metazoa; Echinodermata; Echinoidea; Camarodonta; Strongylocentrotidae. The coding region runs from base 136 to 1425 and encodes 429 amino acids. The transcript has 10 exons. The record is from RefSeq and is a predicted model, not a curated record.
AAUUAAAUAUAUGCAUGUGUAGGUAAACUGCUUAACUCUAUUCACAAAAAAUGGCAGAUCCAGACUCUCGAGCUUGGUGAUAUCCUGUGUCCCACAUCAGCCUCAUCACAUCACCUAGUAGAAGCACUAUGUUCUAUGCCAAACCUGACUGACCUGAAACUGGAUCUAUUGUAUCUCAAUGGGGAGUUCUGCACAACAUUGAAAGCAAAGGCAUCAUCCAUACAGGUCCAGACUCUCAACCUUUUUCGUCUCAAGAGUUCCACAUCAACCUCAUCACAUCACGUAGGAGAAGCACUGUGUUCUAUGCCAAACCUGACUGACCUGAAACUGGAGCUAAUGGAUCUCAAUGAGGAGUUCUGCUCAACAUUGAAAGCAAAGGCAUCAUCCAUGCAGGUCCAGACUCUCGAGCUUCAUUAUAUCCAGUGUCCCACACAAGCCUCAUCACAUCACCUUGCAGAAGCACUUAAUUCUAUGCCAAACCUGACUGACCUGACACUGCAUGGAAUAGAGCCAAAGGGGGAGUUCUACUCCACAUUGAAAGCAAAAGCAUCAUCCAUACAGGUCCAGACUCUCGAGCUUGAUGGUAUCCUGUGUCCCACACUAGCCUCAUCACAUCACCUUGCAGAAGCAAUGUGUUCCAUGCCAAACCUGACUGACCUGAUACUGGUUGGAAUGGAUCCAAAUGAGGAGUUCUGCUCUACAUUGAAAGCAAAGGCAUCAUCCAUGCAGAUCCAGACUCUCAAGCUUGAGGAUAUCCAGUGUUCCACACCAGCCUCAUCACAUCACCUUGCAGAAGCAAUGUGCUGUAUGCCAAACCUGACUGACCUGAAACUGGAUCUAAUGGAUCUCAACGAGGAGUUCUGCUCAACAUUGAAAGCAAAGGCAUCAUCCAUACAAGGUUGCUUUCCUCAGAUCAGGAAGGGAAACUUCAGGUUCAAUGGAGUUGCUCAAGUUGACUUGAACUUAUUUCUCAAAACCCUCCCAUGUUUGCAAAGCUCGGACUUAGACUGCUCAAGUGACUCGGAUGACUCUACCAACUCAGGCAACUCAAAUGACUCAGACAACUCGACCGACUUUGGCAGCUCAAAUGACUCGUAUUUCUCGGCCAACUCAGGCAACUCAAAUGACUCAGAUGAGAAGGUAGCAGCAGUCGGAGCAGGCCCUGCAAGAGGCAACCUCCUUGUACUGAGUCAAGAGUUCCACAGGAUGAUCCUGAAAUUCCAGAGAAGCAAUCAAAGUAUGAAAUCUGGUUGCUAUGGUAUCGGUAGAAGGACUACAUUUCUGUCGAGUGAGAAGGACAUCUGUUACACCAUGGAUGGAUUCUGCCUUCUCUAUCUGCUCCUGAUCCUCUUGAUGAGAUCUGGUGACGUUGAAACCAAUCCAGGUCCUAACACUGCACAAGCUGGUAUCAUCAGCAAAAAGUGA